Messenger RNA from Drosophila virilis, 2910 nucleotides. Lineage: Eukaryota; Metazoa; Arthropoda; Insecta; Diptera; Drosophilidae. The record is from RefSeq and is a predicted model, not a curated record.
AAGAAAUCAACAUCACACAACACAAAACGCACCCGUGUGCAGUGUAGCCCGUGUAUUCCACACGUUGCCCGUCGUCGUCGUCGUCGCUGUUGUUCUCGUUGUCAUAGUUGUUAUUGUUGUUGUUGUGUGUUAUUAUUGCUGUCGGCGUAGGGGGCACCAUCAGAGCAGCAGCAGCAGCAGCAGCAGCUAAAGCAGCGGCAUCUUUUGGGUCUGUUUGCCCAAACUAUUCGGUCGUUUACGGUCGCCGUGGUCAGCUCGUCGCAACGCCAGCCAGCCCGUCCGCCCGCCACGCUGCGGCCAAUUGACAGCUCGUAAAAAUCAUAAAAAUAAUCAUAACAAUAAUCGUAAAAAAUUAGGACUCGCACAUUGGCCACAGUCGGACGCAGACAUUUUCAACGCGACAUAAAUCGCAAGCAGAAGAAACGCGCGCGUUUAUUUCCUCUCUCUAUCUCGCUGUUCUUCUCGUUUUUAUGAUGUUGACCCACGUAGAUACUUAAGAGCCCAUAAACACCUACCGUUCCAACGUCUGGCAGGUGUCUAACUCGGCAAUCAAAUUGUGCAAUAAGUGAAUUAGUGUAAAGUUACACUUGCUACACUCUACAACCAAAACAAGAAGUAAAGUGUUUCACGUUAGAUAUUCGGCUUGAUUUGGCCAUAGCCAAAGCGAGUGAACGAGCAAAGUUCUUAACAUUUCUAGUCCAAAAGCAAGCAAUAUUUACACAAACCCAGCAGACAGCCAAAAAGAGAAAAGAAACGAAACGAAAAGAAAGUUCAGAUAAAAACAUAUAACAAAAAAAAAGAAAGCAAAGGAAAACAAAAAAUUAUCAAAUAAAGUUUUUGGUGAAAAAGUUUCGGCGCACGUGCACAACCGCUAGUUGAAUUCAUAAACCACACAAGGAUCAAGGAUUUGCGCAGUCAAAUUGGAUUUAGACGCUGCAUUUUUGGAUUAUCUAUCACUAGCAAAUUGGAUUAGCUGCUGGAACGGAAUUUAUGGAUUACCAAGAGCAUCACAAAAGAGUUUCAAAAUCAAAAUUGAAAAUACCAACUAGAGGUUAAGGCUACUUAAGGAUUUAGGCAACAGCAAUUACAACACCAACGGAUUUUCUACCAAAUUAAGAGGAGGCAAGGAGCCUACACAGCAAACAGAGGAACAGAGGAACAGCAGAACGCGAAUCAAGUUAUACCUCACACAAAAAGCGCACCCCUUACACACACACACACACACACCCACACACAUCUAGACAACUAAGUUUAAGGCGCAACUGUACAUUGUACUUAAGUGUUCAAAGGAUAUUUAGUUUACUUUGUAUAUAGGAAAGUAGCUAAAAGCACACGGAGUCGAGUCACAGUCACUAGCAACUAAGUAACCAGGCGCUAUCCACAGUAAAAUUAACAGUAACAGUAACAGUAACAGUAACGGAAACGGUAACGGAAACGGAAUCGGUAGGAGUAACUGCGUAAGUAACAGUUAAAGGAACGGUAACAGUCAGGAGACAAGGAGAAGAACAAAAAUGACGAUGAGUACAAAUAACUGCGAAAGCAUGACGUCAUAUUUCACAAACUCGUAUAUGGGAGCGGACAUGCACCAUGGCCACUAUCCGGGCAACGGCGUCACCGAUCUCGAUGCGCAGCAGAUGCAUCACUAUAGCCAGAAUCCAAAUCAGCAGGGCAACAUGCCCUACCCGCGCUUCCCGCCCUAUGACCGUAUGCCCUACUACAAUGGCCAGGGCAUGGACCAGCAGCAGCAGCAGCACCAGGGCUACUCGCGCCCCGACAGCCCCUCCAGCCAGGUGGGUGGCGUGAUGCCGCAGGCGCAAACAAAUGGCCAGCUGGUGUCCGUUGCCCAACAACAGCAGCAGACACAGCAGCAGCAACAGGCGCAAACACAGCAACAGCAGGCGCAGCAGGCGCCGCUGCAGCAGCAGCAGCAUCCUCAGGUGACGCAACAGGUGACACAUCCGCAGCAGCAACAGCCCGUGGUCUAUGCCAGCUGCAAGCUGCAGGCGGCCGUUGGCGGCCUGGGCAUGGUGCAAGAGGGAGGCUCCCCGCCGCUGGUCGACCAAAUGGGCGGGCAUCACAUGAAUGCACAGAUGACACUGCCCCAUCACAUGGGUCAUCCGCAGGCACAGCUGGGCUACACUGACGUUGGCGUUCCCGAUGUGACAGAGGUGCAUCAGAACCAUCACAACAUGGGCAUGUACGGGCAACAGCAGACGGGUGUGCCGCCCGUGGUCGCACCACCGCAAGCGAUGAUGCAUCCGGGUGCUGGACAGGGACCCCCACAGAUGCAUCAAGGACAUCCCGGACAACAUACACCGCCAUCCCAAAAUCCGAGUUCGCAAUCCUCAGGGAUGCCGUCUCCACUGUAUCCCUGGAUGCGAAGUCAGUUUGGUAAGUGUCAAGAGCGCAAACGUGGCCGCCAGACCUAUACACGCUACCAGACGCUGGAGCUGGAGAAAGAGUUCCAUUUCAAUCGCUACUUGACACGCCGGCGACGCAUCGAAAUCGCGCACGCGCUCUGCCUGACCGAGCGUCAGAUCAAGAUCUGGUUCCAGAAUCGACGCAUGAAGUGGAAGAAGGAGAACAAGACGAAGGGCGAGCCCGGCUCCGGCGGCGAGGGCGACGAGAUAACACCACCCAACAGUCCCCAGUAGGAGGAGCAGAGGCCAAUGCAGGAGGGUUAUGAUUAUUGUUAUGGGGGAGUAGUCCAAGUCCAAGUCGAAGUCCAACUCGGAGUCCAAGUCCAAGGCCAAGUAGCGAAGCCAGCGCAAAACUAAAUGAAAUUUCAAGCUAAAUACAAUUUACAAUUUAUGAAAAAUUUUGUUUUGAACUAUCCAAGAGGACUAACUGUCUACUGCGUUGCAAAAGUACAUAAAAAGAAAGUACACUACACAACACUAAACACUAAAA